This is a messenger RNA of Symbiodinium natans, 1689 nucleotides long. The record is from the annotation of a GenBank genome assembly. Lineage: Eukaryota; Dinophyceae; Suessiales; Symbiodiniaceae.
AUGGCAGAAGCAAGCCGGGUCUUGCGGCCUGGCCCGCAAUCGCUGGAUGAGCUGUGCAGCUGGCCACUUACAGUCGUUCAAAGCCUCGUUUCUGCAAAGGAUGGCAAUGAUGGAGAGCGGUUUAGUCGUUUGAAGGCCUUGCUGGGGCGAGGGCUCUGGAUCGAUUCUGAUUACUCCGGAAUUGCUGGGGAGCAUGAAGUGAUGCACCAAAUGGUGGAAGCGUUGAAUCUGGUUGCGUCAGGUUCUGGCGUAGAAGCCUUGAAAGAUGUCAAGAUAGUACAUGGACGCUUUUGUGACAAGGCAAAGCAGCAGCAGCAGGUUCUGCGCUUCAUCAGCAGCUUGCACAACAACAGCAUUUGUGUUUUUGACGACUUGAACGACCGCCUGCCUGAGACAGCCCGGGCAGUCUUGGACAAUAUGACCCCGAAGCAGAAGAUAUCAAGCAAGGAAGCAGCGGACCUGUACCGGAACAUGUCAGAGAGAAUUCGUGCCAAUGCUUGGUUCAUGACAGACGCUGCCGUGGUGAAAGAUGCAGAGACCUCAGAGACCGAUCAGACCAUGCUGUCACCGUCACCGUUGUCGAGCCAGUCGGAGUCCAGCCUUUCAACAAGGCAUGUGAGGCGCAAGUUGUUUGCGUCAGAGUCGGAGUUGGAUUGCCCCGUGUCCAGGAGCAUUGCAGAAGAAGAGACUGAACGACCACAUGCGAUAUGGGCGAGUGAGCGUGUGGCUCGCGCUGAACAAGGGCUGGAAGAUUUCAUGAUCAGUGAAUGUACUCCCCGCUACCCAGUUCAGGAGAAGCUCUCUGCCUUGGAGAACACGCACGACGUCUUCAGCAUUGUGCUGUCUCCGAUGAUGCUUGGAUGGCCGGUCAGGCGCACGCGUGUGUUUACUUGUGCCUUGAAUCGUGAAACUAUGGCGUGGUUUGGACCUCCUGCGUCUGAGAUCUCUGCUCAUUUCAUGCAGUUCUUUGAAAGGAGCGUCGCAACAACCGGUGACAUUUGCUUGGCUGCUAAUGAUGCAGAAGUGCGUGCGUGCUUGUGUGAAAUGGCACGGAAGCGAGGCUUUGAGUUGCCAGAGAACGUUCCUUUGGAGAAUGUGCAGUUGCAUCACAUCUACGCACCAGGCCAGAUGGUGCGACUUCAGUCCUACGAGCAGGAUCGUCAGCGUCAUCUGGCCGAGACGGUUGAGGUUGACCAUGCUGCAGUUGGUGCUCUCAGUGCUGUCGACGGUGGCCCUAGUGCAUGGUUUGCAGACCUGGAGCAGAAUCUGGGCCAAGGUGCAAGCACUCCUUCAGAGAUGCUGCCCUCGGCUCUGACUCAUGGAACUUUGCACGCUUGGUCAGCAAACAGGCCGGUGCUGCCAAUGGAACAGUUUCUGGCGCACGGGUUCAAUGUCUUUCCAGACAGAAGCAAAUGGAAACGUGCUUGCUUGAUUACGGAUGCUUUGUCCGAUUUUUCUUCCUGCCAGCAGAAGAAGCUCCUUGGCAACGGCUGGCAUUUGCCAGUGAUUGCUUCAUGGAUGUUCUAUAUCAUGGCGCACACUGUGAAGCUUGAUCGCUCGGUGAGCAGACAGCCUGAAAGAACCUUGCUCAGGAAGGGCGGCUCUAGCUUCUCUAUCGGCCAGGGAAGUUCAACGCCAGACCUGUCUCUGGCUGCAGAUUCCCAAGAUGCCUCGGUGCAGGAUGAGUAG